CUCUGGCAACCGAAACCUUGCUAAGCACAUGUUAUGUAUAAUAAAGUGAAAACCUAAGGUGCAGCCCCAUGGGCGGCAACUCUAGCAAGCUAGAAAAGGCUUUGGCAGAGGCACCUGAGGACGAACGUUAUUAUGGCCUAGAGAACUUUGGAAAUACAUGUUACUGCAAUUCAGUUCUGCAAGCCCUCUACUUUUGCAAACCGUUCCGCGAGCGCCUGCUGAAAUAUGGCGCGACAAUCCCGCCGAACACGGAGGAGAACUUGCUGGUGUGCUUGGCGGAACUUUUUAAUCAGAUCAAUGUGAGCAAGAAGAAGGUGGGCGUCAUCUCGCCUAAGAAGUUUGUCCAGCGGCUGAGGCGCGACAACGAGCUUUUCCGGGGCCACAUGCAUCAGGACGCCCACGAGUUCCUGAACUACCUGCUCAACCAGAGCUGCGAGCUGCUGGAGCAGGAGGCGCGGCAGCAGGAGGGCGGCAGGGGGCAGGCGGUGGGGGCAGCAGGCAGCGGGGGCCAGCAGCAGCCCAUCACCACCUGGGUGCACGAAAUAUUCCAGGGCAAGCUGGUGAACGAGACGCGCUGCCUGCACUGCGAGACGGUGACGUGCCGCGAGGAGGUGUUCAUGGACCUCAGCCUGGAGAUAGACCAGAACACCUCGGUCACCUCGUGCCUGCGCAACUUCAGCUCCAUGGAGAUGUUGGACCGGGACGACAAGUUCUUCUGCGACCACUGCUGCUGCCUGCAGGAGGCCAAGAAGCGCAUGUUGCUGCGCAGCGCCCCGCCCUGCCUCAUACUGCACCUCAAGCGGUUCAAGUACGUGGAGGCGCAGGGCAGGCUCCGCAAGCUGAUGUACCGCGUGGUGUUCCCCAUGGAGCUCAAGCUGGCCAACACCACGGAGGACGAGCCGGGGGCGGCGGACACGCUGUACGGGCUGUCAGCGGUGGUGGUGCACGUGGGCAGUGGGCCGCACCACGGCCACUACGUGUCGCUCAUCAAGAGCGGCGGGCAGUGGCUGUUCUUCGACGACGAGAGCGUCACCCUCAUCAAUGAGAGCCAGGUGCAGAGCACCUUUGGGUCCACUUCGGACUACGGACAGAACGACACGCACCAUGGGUACAUCCUCUUCUACGAGCGCGUGGGGGCGGCGUAGGAGGGGCGGCUUGGGCUUGGAUUUCCGGAGGAGUAGGACAGGAGUAUGUGGGUGUCAUAGCUCAUAGGUGACAGAGGCAGCCGGAGUCAUUUCGGAAAGUCGCGGGGCGGGCAUGGCCUCCUGGGCGACUCUUGGAGGAGCGCCAAAUGUAGGAGGAGCGUGAGUUUGCAUCGUAAACUAAUGCCUUUUGCGGUUUGUGCUUAAGAACUUUUACUUUUGCGGUAGUUGUUUGGAUUUAGAGACCGACGAGAGGCCGACGAGACUUGGGAACAUAGGUGGGUUGUGCGCAGGGCGCUAAGAGCUGGGUUGGAUAAAAUGGAGCUAGGUCACUUGCCGGGAUGGGCUGAUGGCGUGAUGGGCGAUGGGACUCAUGGACGUGGUGUGUGCAUUCAGGGGCCUCACGCAGAGAAUUUGGCUAGACGGAGGCAGCGGAGACGGUGACUGGGCGAACUCGCCGUGGCUGGAACAAGCCGGUGUGUGAGAGCAUGGGGUUUUACAUGAUGACAUGAACUCGUCUAACGGAUGUGGAACGCAAGGCAAAGGCAUGCUUAGGUAGGUAGCAACGGCCACCCCAAUGUUGGGUGUAAACAGUCCUGGCAAUUCGUAGCCAGCGUUAAGAGAUAAUACAAUGUUUUGUGGAUAUGGGACGGAAGGAG
This is a messenger RNA of Astrephomene gubernaculifera, 1801 nucleotides long. The record is from the annotation of a GenBank genome assembly. NCBI's taxonomy places the organism in Eukaryota, Viridiplantae, Chlorophyta, Chlorophyceae, Chlamydomonadales, Astrephomenaceae.